Messenger RNA from Lepus europaeus (European hare), 2588 nucleotides. It is a transcript of the gene FRZB, whose product is annotated as frizzled related protein. Gene Ontology annotation, cellular component: cytoplasm. Bases 447 to 1403 code for a protein of 318 amino acids. The record is from RefSeq and is a predicted model, not a curated record. Gene Ontology annotation, molecular function: Wnt-protein binding. Gene Ontology annotation, biological process: canonical Wnt signaling pathway; non-canonical Wnt signaling pathway. NCBI's taxonomy places the organism in Eukaryota, Metazoa, Chordata, Mammalia, Lagomorpha, Leporidae. The transcript is spliced from 6 exons.
CUCCUCCUCACUUUAGAGGAUUUAAUGCUGCUUCCAGCACCUUUUUUGUGAUCCGGGGGACGUGAUACCCCAGAGCUCGAACUACCACAGCGGAAUCCUACUUUUGUUUUGAUUCCUCCCUCGCUUCCCCCCUGCGCUGCGCGCAUCUGAUUGAUCUGCGAAGUUCGACGCUUCUGCCAGCGGGAGAGGAAUAAAUAGAUGCUGCUGCCCCCGAAGGCUUAAGCCUUGGGAAAGAGCGGCCAGAGCGGCAGGGGCGGUGGCGGCUGGAGCUCAGCGAAGCUCGUGGGACCCCAUUGGGGGAAUUUGAUCCAAGGAAGCUGUGAGAUUGCCGGGGGAGGAGAAGCUCCCAGAUCAUUGUGUCCACUUCCAGGGGACGGGAGGAGACGGCGCAGCGGGCCUCUGGGCGUCCACGGCACUGCUGCACGCUGCCCCGUCCUGCCGGGAGCAUGGCCUGCGACAGCCAGGCCGGGCUGUUCGCCCUGGCCGCGCUCUGUUUGCUCCAGGUGCCCGGAGCCUGGGCUGCAGCCUGCGAGCCAGUGCGCAUCCCCCUGUGCAAGUCUCUGCCCUGGAACAUGACCAAGAUGCCCAACCACCUGCACCACAGCACCCAGGCCAACGCCAUCCUGGCCAUCGAGCAGUUCGAGGGUCUGCUGGGCACCCACUGCAGCCCCGAUCUGCUCUUCUUCCUCUGUGCCAUGUACGCGCCCAUCUGCACCAUUGACUUCCAGCACGAGCCCAUCAAGCCCUGCAAGUCUGUGUGCGAGCGGGCCCGGCAGGGCUGUGAGCCCAUCCUCAUCAAGUACCGCCACUCGUGGCCGGAGAGCCUGGCCUGCGAGGAGCUGCCGGUGUACGACCGAGGCGUGUGCAUCUCCCCCGAGGCCAUCGUCACUGCGGACGGAGCCGAUUUUCCUAUGGAUUCUAGUAAUGGAAACUGUAGAGGGGCAAGCAGUGAACGCUGCAAAUGCAAGCCUAUUAGAGCUACACAGAAGACCUAUUUCCGGAAUAAUUAUAACUAUGUCAUUCGGGCUAAAGUUAAAGAAGUAAAGACUAAGUGCCAUGAUGUGACUGCAGUAGUGGAGGUGAAGGAGAUACUAAAGUCUUCUUUGGUAAACAUUCCAAGGGAUAACGUCAACCUCUACACCAGCUCUGGCUGCCUGUGCCCUCCACUGAGUGUUAAUGAGGAGUACAUCAUCAUGGGCUAUGAAGAUGAGGAACGCUCCAGAUUACUCUUGGUGGAAGGCUCUAUAGCUGAGAAAUGGAAGGAUCGACUUGGUAAAAAAGUUAAGCGUUGGGAUAUGAAGCUCCGUCAUCUUGGCCUGAGUAAAAGCGAUUCCAGCAUUAGCGAUUCCACUCAGAGUCAGAAGCCUGGCAGAAGCGCCAACCCCCGGCAAGCCCGCAACUAACUCCUGAAAUGCAGAAAGUAACCUCGGUGGACUUCCUGUUGAGACUUGUAUUGUUGGACUAGCAAAGGAAAAUUGCACUAUUGCACGUCAUAUUCUAUUGUUUACUACAAAACUCAUGUGGUAACUGAUAUUACUUCUGUUUUCUCUAUUGUUUUCUGCUUUUCUCUCAUCUCCCCUCCCCCCUUUUAAUGGCCUGGGCGUAGGUCCUUAAAUAUAUGUUUUCUAUUUCACUAACUAUGGGAAAGCUGUUCCUUUGCAAUAGUAAUCCAUUAAACAUGCUGAUACUGGGGCCUCUUUGCUGGAGUCUCCAGAUGUUAAUUUACUGUUCUGCACCCAGAUUGGGAAGGCGGUAUUGGAUGCAAGGAGACUUCUGGUACAGACAGAAUGCUGGAUAUACUGUAAAACAUAUUCUACUCAUUUAAUUACAGUCUCAUUUUCAUUUGCCUUGUGGGCAUUCUCCUCAUGCGUAGAAAGUCCUAAAUGUUUAGAAAGGUAAAAUGGCAGUUUGAAAUCAAUGCCACAUAGGCAGAGCAAUCAAGCACCAGGAAGCAUUUACAAGAAACAACACACAAGAUGAAUUAUUUUCAAGAUUGGCAGGAAGCAAAAUAAAUAGUGUUAGGAGCUGAGGAAAGGACAUCUUGUUUGACUGAGAAGCUCGCGGAAACCAGUAGCCAUUGGGGUAUGAACAGUAGCAUUGAUCUUUUGGCAACGCAUUUGAUUUGUUAAAAUGGAUGUAUUAAUCAGCAUUAGGAAGGUGAAUUGUUUAGAUAUCUGCUGUUGUCACUAUAGUUCCGUUUAAUUUGCUUCCUUUUAAAUAAACCUGUUGGUGGAAAUCUUUUUCUCUGUCUCUCUCUCUCUUUUUCUUUCUUCUUUUAUAAUAAAUUGGACUUGCUGUAUUGACCAGGAAAGGAAAGUAUGUAUGCAUGUGCACUGGGGGGUUAUUUUUAACAGAUACGUAUUUCCAUAAAUGCUGUAGUUUACAGGACAGUGAAAUGUGUAAGUUGUUUUUGUUUCUGUUCUUUUUGGAGUGUGUGUGUGUGUGUGCGUGUGCGUGUAUUUGUAUAUGUGUGAAUCUAUGCACUCACAUCCAAGCUGCAUUAAAUUACAGGCCUAUACUCUGGCCAGUACGUUAGCUUUUUGAUUUGUGCUGUUUAAUGCUUAGUUAAAAAAUAUCUAAUAAAAGGA